Messenger RNA from Megalobrama amblycephala (Wuchang bream), 4722 nucleotides. It is a transcript of the gene dctn1a, whose product is annotated as dynactin 1a. NCBI's taxonomy places the organism in Eukaryota, Metazoa, Chordata, Actinopteri, Cypriniformes, Xenocyprididae. The coding region runs from base 208 to 3963 and encodes 1251 amino acids. Gene Ontology annotation, cellular component: axon; microtubule associated complex; kinetochore. The transcript is spliced from 30 exons. The record is from RefSeq and is a predicted model, not a curated record. Gene Ontology annotation, biological process: nuclear migration; establishment of mitotic spindle orientation.
CAGCGGCGUCGCUGAGCACCACGUGAUCCAAUCAGGAAGUGACCCCGAGUGCCUACGGUGUCCGGUGAGCGGUCCUCUGCUGUGUUGCUUUCAUUGUGAACGCCCGCUUCCAGCAUCCAAACAUUGAAAAACGGGAGUUCGGUCGUUUUGAGCAGCUGUCAAUCACAGAGCUCUUGUCUUCAGCUGGCGAGCGGUGUGGUCGGCAGGAUGAGUUCAGACGGAGGCGGGCGGCCGGUGAAGGUGGGCUCUCUGGUGGAGGUCAUCGGGAAGGGGCAGCGCGGGACGGUGGCGUACAUCGGCGCCACCCUGUUCGCCUCGGGAAAAUGGGUGGGUGUGAUCCUGGACGAGCCCAAGGGCAAGAACGAUGGGACGGUGCAGGGAAAACGUUACUUCACCUGUGAGGAGAAUCAUGGGAUAUUUGUCAGACAAUCUCAGAUUCAGCUCAUGGAUGAAGGAGGCAGUUCUGCUACGUCUCCAGAAACGCCGGACUCAGGUGUGGCCAAACUGCUCAAGAAAGAAGUCCAGGAGACACCGAAAUCUGUUAAACAGACUCCAACAGCAAAGAAGCCUCCUAUGCGCCGUAGUACCAAGUGGAUCACACCGGGCCGUCUGUCUAGCUCCAGCUCCCUGCCCUCUCUUGUCAUGGCUGGUCGGCCCUCUGUUGGAGGUUCAGUGCUUUCUGAAUCCGUGUUGGUGGAGAAUGAGUCCACAUCAUCUUCCCAGAUGGCACUGGGAGCUCCUGUUGUACCGCAGCCCAGUGCCGCCCCGAGCGCCCCGCCUCCUGCGACCCCUAGCAAGGAGGAGGAGUCUCUCCGAGCUCAAGUCAAGGACCUGGAGGAGAAGCUGGAGACGCUGCGGAUGAAGCGCUCGGAGGAUAAAGCCAAACUCAAGGAGAUGGAGAAGCACAAGAUCCAGCUGGAGCAGCUGCAGGAGUGGAAGAACAAGAUGCAGGAGCAGCAGAACGAGCUGCAGAAGCAGCUGAAGGAGGCCAAGAAGGAGGCGCGCGAGGCUCUGGAGGCCAAAGACCGCUACAUGGAGGAGAUGGCAGACACGGCGGACGCCAUCGAGAUGGCCACACUGGACAAAGAGAUGGCGGAGGAGCGGGCCGAGUCUCUGCAGCAGGAGGUGGAGAGCCUGAAGGAGAAGGUGGAGGAGCUGACCAUGGACCUGGAGAUCCUCAAGCACGAGAUCGAGGAGAAGGGCUCAGACGGAGCGGCGUCCAGUUACCACGUCAAACAGCUGGAGGAGCAGAACAGCCGUCUGAAGGAAGCUCUGGUCAGGAUGAGGGAUCUGUCGUCGUCUGAGAAGCAGGAGCACGUGAAGCUUCAGAAACAGAUGGAGAAGAAGAACUCUGAGCUGGAGACGCUGAGAGCACAGAAGGAGAAACUGCAGGAGGAGAUGAAACAGGCUGAAGACACAAUCGAUGAGCUCAAGGAACAGGUGGACGCUGCUCUGGGAGCUGAGGAGAUGGUCGAGACACUGACGGAGAGAAAUUUAGACCUGGAAGAGAAAGUGCGAGAGCUGAGAGAGACCGUCAGUGACCUGGAAGCGAUAAACGAGAUGAACGACGAGCUGCAGGAGAACUCGCGCGAGACGGAGCUGGAGCUGCGUGAGCAGCUGGAUCUGGCCGGAGCUCGAGUCCGAGAGGCCCAGAAGAGAGUGGAGGCGGCGCAGGAGACGGUGGCCGACUAUCAGCAGACCAUCAGCAAAUACAGAGAGCUCACCACUCACCUGCAGGAAGUGAACCGAGAGCUGACCAGUCAGCAGAGCAGCACAGCCGAACAGCUGCAGCAGCCGGCGGCCGAACUCUUCGACUUCAAGAUCAAGUUUGCGGAGACCAAAGCUUAUGCUAAGGCCAUCGAGAUGGAGCUCCGCAAGAUGGAGGUGAAUCAAGCCAACCGUCAGGUGUCUCUGCUGACGUCGUUCAUGCCGGAGUCAUUCCUGAGACACGGAGGAGAUCACGACUGCAUCCUCGUGCUGCUCCUGAUACCCAGACUCAUCUGUAAGGCGGAGCUGAUCAGUAAGCAGGCGCAGGAGAAGUUCGAUCUGACCGGCGGUUCUGUGGAGCGUUCUGGACUCCGCGGCGCCGCAGGAGAGCAGCUGAGCUUUGCGUCGGGUCUGGUGUACUCUCUGACCCUGCUGCAGGCCACGCUGCAUAAAUACGAGCUCGCUCUGAACCAGUGUGGCGUGGAGGUGUACAAGCGCAUGGGGACGCUGUACUCGGAGAUGAGCGUUCACGAGCGCUCGCUGGACUUCCUCAUCGACCUGCUCCAUAAAGACCAGCUGGAUGAGACGGUGCAGGUGGAGCCGCUCACCAAAGCCAUCAAAUACUACCAGCAACUGUACAGCGUUCACCUGUCCGAACAGCCGGAGGACUGCACCAUACAGCUGGCCGACCACAUCAAGUUCACCCAGAGCGCUCUGGACUGCAUGGGGUCAGAGGUCGGCCGUCUGCGGGCAUUCCUGCAGGCGGGACAGGAAGGGGCGGAGCUUUCAGUGCUCCUGAAGGACCUGGACACUUCCUGCGGGGACAUUCGGCAGUUCUGCAAGAAGAUCCGCAGGAGGAUGCCUGGGACGGACGCUCCUGGAAUACCGGCCGCGCUCACCUUCCUGCCUCAGGUGGGCGAGACGCUGGCGGACUGCAGGAAGCAGCUGACGCGUGUGGUGGCCGUCCUGCAGGAAGUGGCGGCCGCCGGCGCUCAGAUGAUCGCGCCGCUGCCGGAGCCGGAGGGACUGACGGCUCUGAAACUGGAGGACGUGACGUUUACAGCAGUGGAGCAGGUCUACGGCGCUCACGGUCUGAACCCGUACGAGUGUCUGCGUCAGUCCUGCAGCGCCGUCAUCGCCACCAUGAACAAGAUGGCCACCGCCAUGCAGGAGGGAGAGUACGACGCCGAGAGGCCUCAGCGUCCGCGCCCUCCAGUGGAGAUCCGUGCGUCGGCUGUGAGAGCGGAGAUGACAGACGCCGAGGGUUUGGGAAAUAAACUGGAGGAUCGAGAGACCGUCAUCAAAGAGCUGAAAAAAUCCCUCAAAAUCAAGGGCGAGGAGUUGAGCGAGGCGAACGUUCGUCUGAGUUUGCUGGAGAAAAAGCUGGACACGUCCACGAAGGACGCAGACGAGCGCGUGGAGAAGAUCCAGACCAAACUAGACGACGCUCUGAGUCUGCUGAAGAAGAAGGAGAAAGAGUUUGAGGAGACGAUGGACGCGUUACAGGCAGAUAUCGAUCAGCUGGAGGCAGAGAAGGCGGAGUUAAAACAGAGGAUCAACAACCAAUCACGAGCCGGAGCCGAAGGUUUCCGCGGGCCGCAAGCAUCUGGCAUCGCCUCUAUCGUCACAGGAGCCGCCGCAGGGGGCGUGUCUGCAGGUGUGGGCGGAGUCUCCGGAGCGGUUCAGGUCGUGGAUUCUCCUCUGCUCAAGCAGCAGAUCGACGUGCAGCGACUCGCCAUCAAACAGCUGAAGAGCGAAAACUACAGACUGAAGGCCGAGAAGAUGCGCGCGCAGCUGUCGUCGCUGCCGCCGCUGCAGGUGCCGAACAUGUCGGGUGUGAUGGGAGAGGGGGCGGCGUCGGGGUCGCUGUACCGCCGGACGGACCUGCUGCUGGGGAACCUGCUGAAGAUGAGCGCCGGACUGAGAGUGGUGGACAUCAGCGGCAAGAGCACAGCGAGUGCCAGCGCUCAGUUACUGGAACAGACGGCCAGACUGAAGUCUCUGAGCGACGCGCUGGAUAAACUGAAGGCUGACGUGUCGCAGCACGUCGUGUCGCAGCAGCCCGGCGCUCGUGUGCCAUCCGACUUCGCCACGUUCCCCUCGGCUUCUUUCGUCAAGGCCAAAGAGGAGCAGAAGGGCGGCUCGGUGCUGGUGGGGAAGGUGAUGAUCCCCUGCGCCCGCGGUCAGGAGCAGACGCACUGCCUCGUCCUGUCCCAGCAGCAGCUGCAGCGCGUGCACCGCCUCCUCAUGACAUAAACACACUCACAGCCAAUCGCACGCCUCGUCCCGCCGGCUCAGGAACCAGUCAGACCAAAUCCGCUCAUCUUCUGAGCGUAGAUCUCAAAAAGCCAUUCAACUCUCAGACGGAUCGUUCGCCACACUAUAUCAGCUCUCAUUGCGUUUCUUCUUUAACAGCGUAUGGGUUUGAAAAGACACGCUUUUCCAUUAAGGGAAACGAGGAAUAAAAUCAAAAAAGUAAUAGCGCCUUUUUAUCUCACAGUUCUGACUUUUUUUCUUGUAAGUUUAUAACUUGGUUAAAAUGUAGUUUUAUUUAGUCUAUUUGUUUGGAAACUGGUCUCACAUUUCACAUCAUGAAGCAUCGUCAGUUUUUGAAUAAGCGUUUGAUUUGGUGACGGAGGUUAAAUAUUACUAACACUAGCGAAGCUCACCUAAAAUGCACCGCUGUAGGAAAUCAAUGAGAACGUAAUGAAUAUAUGGUAGUUUUUGCUCACUCGUAUAUUAGCGCUUCAUUAGACUCGAAGGACCAACUCAAUCAAGAGAUCCACGACUAUCACAGAAACCAUCUGAAUGACACUCAUGAUUUAUGCAAGACAGAAGCACAAACGUGUUUUCAGUCACUGAUUCUUAUAUUGAACACCUUCUGAUCUCUAUAAGACGAUCUCUGGUUGAUUUACAUUUAUUUACUUGGAUUCGUUGGUUCAGUGUUUUAAUAGUUUAUGCAUUUGACAUGUUUCUCAAUGGAGAUGACUGCAAUAAAGAUGGAAAAAAAAAUUA